Molecule: messenger RNA, 492 nt
Organism: Prorocentrum cordatum
Lineage: Eukaryota; Dinophyceae; Prorocentrales; Prorocentraceae
Source: the annotation of a GenBank genome assembly
GCCCGCGCCCGCCUCAGCGCCGAGUUCCAGAUCCCGCCAGAGUGGCGGGCCGCUCAGCCGCGAGUAACGGCGAAGUCCGGCUGGAUUACCUGCUCGGCGGGGCCCUCGACCCAGCGACGCGCCCAGCUGCAAGUCGCAGCGUGCCGCCUGGGCCUUGAGAUCCUCCAGGGUCUCCCGCUGCCAACUGAGGUCGUGUGCGCCGGUGCUUCGCAGGCGGCGGCGGCGGCGGCGGUGGCGGCGUGGGGGCGCCCUCCCGGCGGCCUCGGCGGCCCAGGCGACGACCCGCGCAACGGCGACCCCGGCCCCGACGACGACGCCAUUGACGCCGGCACCGACGACGUCGACGACGACUCCCUCCCCGUCGACGGCGGCCCUGGUCGCGACGACGGCGGCCCCUUCGACGACCGUGUUCUGGGUGGCGCGGCGGCGGCUGGGGCCCGCGAGACGAGGCCGGCGCCGCCGUUCAAGGCGGCGGCGCGCUCGACUUGUUAA